CGGGGGGAUUUGUCGUUUCGGUCCCGCAUGCAUCGGGACGCGGUUUCGGGGUGGGGGUGUGUGUGUUUAUCGUCUUGUUUUGUUCUUCCGGGCCAGUAUGCACCGGGAUGCGAUUUCGGGGCGGGGGGGCUCGUGACGGCCGACCGACGACAACGACGGAGGGAGGAGCCGACGAGGACGACAACGGGGGACGGGGGACUGCCGACUUCGAAACGACGACGGACGACGACGAAGGAGGGAGGAGGGCUGACGAAGGAGGGAGGAGGGGUGACGAGGAGGGCCGCCGACAAGGACAACGACGGGGGACCGUCGACGAGGACGACGACGGCGAAGGAGGGAGGACUGUCGACGAGGACGACGGCGAAGGAGGGAGGAGGGGGCGGCAGCGGCAGUGCGAGCACUCGGCGGCGGGAGGGAGCGGCGGGAGGCAGCGAUCACAGUGCGCCGGGCGACGAUGGCGGCAAGCAUCUCACAGACCAGAUGAAGCUGCACUUCAUCGUGGAGGGCGUUGCGGGGAAAUAUGCAUUCAAGGGAUCGAAGCGGUGGAAGUGCAAGUACUGCGAGCACCGUUUCAUUGGGACUGCGACGAAACUCACGAAACACUUCCUCGAAAAGUGCAGCCUUGACUAUUGCACUACUGAAAUGUCGGUGGAGGAAAGGGCGAGGAGGGAAGAGGGGAUAAGGCAGGGGAAGUGGCUUGCUCGCGUGCUGACGCACGAAGAGGCACCAAGGGCCGGGCCCAGCAAUUCGCAGACCGUCGCUGAAAACGUCCCUCAGUUUCGUAGCUUAGAGGUGGGUGCAGCGGGCAUCACCGAUGAAACACCCACGCCUCAAUCGACUGCAGGCACAAUUCCUGGAUUGAAGGCAUCGAAGGCAGUUCCAAAGGGACCUUUGCGGCAGACACUGAUCGAGGAGGCCGACAGUGUUAUCACGCACAACGAGCGGACGAGUCGGUUUCUUGACAGGUUUCUAACCUGCACAAACCAGCCGUUCAGUUUGGUGGAGGAUGAGUAUUUCCUGGAGUUCAUUAACACGGUAAAGAAGGCCCAUCCGACGUGGAUGCCAUGCAGAAGGGAUGAGCAAAGGACGAAACGGCUGGACGCUGACUACGCGCGGGUUGCGGCGGAGAUCGGAGCGGACGCAGUCGUUGGUGUCGUCAUGGACAACGCAAGGGUGUGCGUCAAGGCAGGAAAGAUGGUGGAGGCCGCCUAUCCGAACAUCUUUCGCGUCGGAUGCACUGCGCAUGCGCUCGAUCUUGCGCUGGAGGACAUGUAUAAGCACAUGCCUUGGAUGGCGGAGGUGGUUGAUGCCGGGAACAAGGUCGGCAAGUUUUUCACGAAUGUGGACAAGGCGAGGGCCAUGUUCCACAACUACUCACCGAAGACGAAGUUGAAGUGCCCUGCGGCAACCAGAUUUGCCACCAACUUCACGAUGCUCGGGUCUUUGAAGGAACUGAAGAAUGCACUGGAUCGCUGCGUUUGCGAUGUGGGAUGGGUGGAGAAGAUGGUACGGGCAGAGCAAUUAGUGGCGUUCAACGAGGUGACGGCCAUCAUUCUAGACAAGGGCGAGUUUUGGAGCAACGUCAACAAGGCGAUCGAUGUGAUGCAGCCCGUAGUGGAGCUGCUUCGGCUGGUCGAUGRACAAGGACCGACCAUUUCRAAGGUGUACUUCAAAAUGGAUCGGGYUGUUCAGCKCAUGCGUGCCCUGGAGUGCCUUUCAAGUGACGAGCACGAGGCGGUGGAGCGGAUCCUCAUGGACCGCUGGUCAUUCAUGACCAGCGAGCUGCAUUGCGCUGCWGCCUUCYUGRAUCCUGAGCACCGAAUGCAGAACGCGCAGCGUGACCCGGAGGUUCGCGCAGGAUUCAACAUCUGGCUAUACUCCUGGAUGCCACGAGAUAAGCGCAAGGAAGUGAGCUUCCAGGUUGACYAGUGGGUCAACGCUUUAGGAGGGUUCUCCAAAGAGGAGGCGCGCGAGCAAGCCAGCCAGCAGCCACCAGCUUUGUGCUGGAAUGUCCGCCUUCUGAAGAGCAUUCGGCGCGGCGGGGGGGAUGAAAUCCACAUCCCAUGGGCGGAUGACGUCCCGGUGGACAAGGAGAUGGAGGACUGGUACGCAGAUUGGCUGAAGCGUGUCCACAGAGAGGUGGAAGAAGAAGAGGUGGUUGUGGCAGACGUCGAAGACGAGGAAGACGACUUUCCACUGCGGCACACCUUCCAGCACAAUGAAGCGGUUGACGAGAGGCUGUGUGAGGAGGAGGACUCUGUUCUCGUCGGUACAAGGGAGCGCGAUUGGCACGAGUGCACGAAGCCCGGGAAAUACCGUGAGCGUGAGUUGCGCAGGAGAUCAGGCAACGAGCUGCCCAUGCCUGAGGAGUUGUAUACGGAGGAGGGCUACGCUCUUGCGUUGGCAGCUCGACGGGCGGGCACAUGGGUGGAGGGUCGGGAGGAGGGACCACGGAAGGGGCACACAAACAAGGGCAAAGAGAAGCCCAGUGACAACGCACCCGCGGAAGAGAAGGCCGCCAAGGUAGCAGCUAAUGCUGCCGCAACAAAAGCUGCGGCGGCCAAAGCCGUUGCGGCCAAAGCCCGAGCGUCGGCGAAAGCCGCCGCAAAGAACGCUGCCGCUGGGAAGACGAAGAGAGCCGCCAUCAUAAAUGAUGACGACGAUGACGAUAUCCCGGAAGACAUCCGGGGAGACGAAGAGCUCGAAGGCUCAACAUCAACUUCUUCCAGCUCAAGUGACACAUCUGAUUCCUGUGGGGGGGAGGGAACGGAGGAGAGUGACGAGGAAGAAGGCGGUGAGAGUGAGGCGCAACCGGAGGAGAGCGAGGAGGAAGAAGGGGAACAGGCGGCGUAGGGUGCACCCGCUGUGCUGUUUUGGCAGACAAACUCAAGUUACUAAGCAAUUCAAAUGUUGAACUUGUGGAUCUUUUUUAUAUAAGUUUUUAACUUUUUGUCAAGUUUUUUGUUGUCUUUCUCAUUCUUUGCUGUGUGUGGUGCAUCAUCGAUUGUUCAUAGUUUGUUUUCUGUGUUUUUGUGAUGCCAUACCGCCGCUCAAUUGCAUGGAUGCAAUGAAUGUUUGCUGCCGUG
Molecule: messenger RNA, 3086 nt
Organism: Chara braunii
Lineage: Eukaryota; Viridiplantae; Streptophyta; Charophyceae; Charales; Characeae
Source: the annotation of a GenBank genome assembly